This is a messenger RNA of Hyaena hyaena (striped hyena), 5866 nucleotides long. It is a transcript of the gene SLC6A17, whose product is annotated as solute carrier family 6 member 17. Gene Ontology annotation, cellular component: synaptic vesicle; plasma membrane. The transcript has 12 exons. The record is from RefSeq and is a predicted model, not a curated record. NCBI's taxonomy places the organism in Eukaryota, Metazoa, Chordata, Mammalia, Carnivora, Hyaenidae. Gene Ontology annotation, biological process: proline transport; glycine transport; alanine transport. The coding region runs from base 207 to 2393 and encodes 728 amino acids.
GCCGCCAGACUCGGGCUGCCCGCGGGAGGGGCUGUGAGCCCGCGACCCGUCGUCGGAGACCGCAGCUGCUCGGCCGGAGUGCAGGGGGUCGAGUCCGCGCGACGGCUCACGCGGGACAGGUCCCUGGAUGAGGAGGAGCUGACGACAGCCGAGUCCCACCUUCUCUGAGUGCUGGGGAGCGGGGCUGCGUGGCCCAGGUGGCACCAAUGCCGAAGAACAGCAAGGUGACCCAGCGCGAGCACAGCAAUGAGCAUGUCACGGAGUCAGUGGCCGACCUGCUGGCCCUCGAGGAGCCGGUGGACUACAAGCAGAGCGUCCUGAACGUGGCAGGUGAGGCAGGUGGCAAACAGAAGGCGGCGGCGGAGGAGGAGCUGGACACAGAGGAUCGGCCGGCCUGGAACAGCAAGCUGCAGUACAUCCUGGCCCAGAUUGGGUUCUCCGUGGGCCUGGGCAACAUCUGGAGGUUCCCCUACCUGUGCCAGAAAAACGGAGGCGGUGCCUACCUGGUCCCCUACCUCGUGCUGCUGGUCAUCAUCGGGAUCCCGCUCUUCUUCUUGGAGCUGGCUGUGGGCCAGAGGAUCCGCCGCGGCAGCAUUGGCGUGUGGCACUAUGUGUGCCCCCGCCUGGGAGGCAUCGGCUUCUCCAGCUGCAUAGUCUGCCUCUUUGUUGGGCUGUAUUAUAAUGUGAUCAUCGGCUGGAGCAUUUUCUACUUCUUCAAGUCCUUCCAGUACCCACUGCCCUGGAGUGAAUGUCCUGUCACCAGGAAUGGGACUGUGGCAGUGGUAGAGGCAGAGUGUGAAAAGAGCUCAGCCACCACCUACUUCUGGUACCGAGAGGCCUUGGACAUCUCCAACUCCAUCUCAGAGAGCGGCGGCCUCAACUGGAAGAUGACCUUGUGUCUCCUGGUGGCCUGGAGCAUCGUGGGCAUGGCCGUCGUCAAGGGCAUCCAGUCCUCUGGGAAGGUGAUGUAUUUCAGCUCCCUCUUCCCCUAUGUGGUGCUGGCCUGCUUCCUGGUCCGGGGGCUGCUGCUGCGAGGGGCCGUCGAUGGCAUCCUACACAUGUUCACCCCCAAGCUGGACAAGAUGCUGGACCCGCAGGUGUGGCGGGAGGCAGCCACCCAGGUCUUCUUCGCCCUGGGGCUGGGCUUCGGGGGCGUCAUCGCCUUCUCCAGCUACAACAAGCAAGAUAACAACUGUCAUUUCGAUGCUGCGCUGGUGUCCUUCAUUAACUUCUUCACCUCGGUGCUGGCCACCCUCGUGGUGUUUGCCGUGCUGGGCUUCAAGGCCAACAUCAUGAACGAGAAGUGUGUGGUCGAGAAUGCCGAGAAAAUCCUGGGGUACCUCCACAGCAACGUCCUGAGCCGGGACCUCAUCCCUCCCCAUGUCAACUUCUCACACCUGACGGCCAAGGACUACACGGAAAUGUACAAAGUCAUCAUGGCCGUGAAGGAGGACCGCUUCUCAGCCCUGGGCCUUGACCCCUGUCUCCUGGAGGACGAGCUGGACAAGUCUGUGCAGGGCACAGGGCUGGCCUUCAUCGCCUUCACUGAGGCCAUGACGCACUUCCCGGCCUCCCCGUUCUGGUCUGUCAUGUUCUUCCUGAUGCUCAUCAACCUGGGUCUGGGCAGCAUGAUUGGGACCAUGGCUGGCAUCACCACACCUAUCAUCGACACCUUCAAGGUGCCCAAGGAGAUGUUCACAGUGGGCUGCUGUGUCUUUGCAUUCUUCGUGGGGCUGUUGUUCGUCCAGCGCUCCGGAAACUACUUUGUCACCAUGUUCGACGACUACUCUGCCACCCUGCCGCUCACUCUCAUCGUCAUCCUUGAGAACAUUGCCGUGGCCUGGAUCUACGGGACCAAGAAGUUCAUGCAGGAGCUGACGGAGAUGCUGGGCUUCCGGCCCUAUCGCUUCUAUUUCUACAUGUGGAAGUUCGUGUCUCCUCUGUGCAUGGCCGUGCUCACCACGGCGAGCAUCAUCCAGCUGGGGGUCACACCCCCCGGGUACAGCGCCUGGAUCAAGGAGGAGGCUGCGGAGCGCUACCUGUACUUCCCUAACUGGGCCAUGGCGCUCCUGAUCAUCCUCAUCGUCGUGGCCACCUUGCCCAUCCCCGUGGUGUUCAUCCUGCGACACUUCCACCUGCUCUCUGACGGCUCCAACACCCUCUCCGUGUCCUACAAGAAGGGCCGCAUGAUGAAAGACAUCUCCAACCUGGAGGAGAACGAUGAGACCCGCUUCAUCCUCAGCAAGGUGCCCAGCGAGGCGCCCUCCCCCAUGCCCACUCACCGCUCCUACCUGGGGCCCGGCAGCACGUCGCCCCUGGAGACCAGCGGCAACCCCAAUGGACGCUACGGGAGCAGCUACCUCCUGGCCAGCACCCCUGAGUCGGAGCUGUGACCACCGCCCCACCCCGCCCACCUCUCCCCCCACAUCCAUCCAGCCCUCUCGUCCCGGCCUGGCCUCGCUUUCUGGGUCAGGCCCUCUGCCCAAGGAGAGGGCGUGUGCCCUCCCUCACCCCCCUCCCCAGUCCCAGCCGACUUCUCCCUAGACCUGAGCAGGGGCCAGGUGAAACUCUGUCCCCAGUGCAGGCUCCCAACCCAUCUAACCUCCUGAGAUCCACUCACCAAAUCGCAGCUGAUUAACAAGAACAAUCCAGAAGUCCUAAUACCCAGCACAGGGGAGACUGCAAGUGGCCACUGGAGGGGCUGCUCCCCCUCCCUCCCUCCCUGUAACCUGGCACCUGUCGUUCUUAGGUCCUGGGCAUGCCUCUGUAUUUCCAGGUGGUGGCGAGAGGCACCAGGUCGGGUAGGAUGGGGUGUGGGGCAACCCAGAGGCUGAUGGAUUUAAGGUUGGGGACAGGACUAUUGUGUCGGGACUCGGGGCUCAGACUUGGGAUGGAAUCUCGUAGAAGUCCCCAGGUUCUGUUUUGUGAGGCAGAUGUUGCUCUCUGGCUUGAGCGUAAGCCUCAGCAGUGGCGGUGGAAGGGGGGCUGGGCAUGGGGGUCCCUCAGCCUGGGCUCUAGGUGGAAUCUUCCACAUUCUCCACCCUGCCUGGGGCAGCGUGUGUCCUGUGUCCUGCCUGGAGGCUGAUGACUGCCCGGAACCCUUCCCCACUUCCACGAGGGCUUAGCCUGCCCUCUCUGUCCCCAGAGUGGUGGCCUGUGCCUCUUUCCUCUGGAGAGGAGGGGACAGUACACAGAGAGGUUUCCAGAGCACACUUGACGGUUCACAGCACAAUUCAGAUGGUUUGGAGCACACACGCGAAGCACACUCCCUCUCUCACCCGGGGCCCAACUUUCUCACUAGCGGCAGCUUCUCCCCCUGGAAUGGGGGUCCCUAGAGUUCAGGGACUCGUACCCAGGAAACCUCAUCCCUGGGGAAAGACGGCUAAUUUCACUGCCCCUUUGGGCUGCCACUCACUCCCUUGUUCAAGCACAGCCAGCACUGUGUGUCCAUUGUGUGCGAAUAUCUCCGGAACCUUCCCCGAGCUGCCACGGGCAGUGCUACGGACACCGGUGCGGCCCAGGGGAAGGGUCGGGUCUCUGUCCUGGGGCCCAGGUCCCCCAGCAUCCCCACCUACCCUUACCUCAGGCCUCCCCCGGAAGAGGGCUGCCCUUGGAGUGCAGGCUGGGAGGCCCGGAGCCGAACUAGAGAAUGUCUGCAGAGCGCCGGACAGACUGGCUGAAGGAUGGUAGUGUGGAUGCAUGGGCGUGGAUGGAAGGCUGGCAGGCAGGCUGGCUGGGAUGGCCGAGCUCCAUGUUUGAGAGCUGAGCAGUGGGCCACAGUGCUAGGUCCUGGAUCACUCUCGUGUUCACAGCACCGGGAGGGGCAGACUACGCCCAGGGUUCCCUCCUUCAUCCUCUAGACCCCUGGCUCCCUCCCCAGCUUCCCUGGGGGUCCAUCUUCCCACCUUGCCAUUUCCCUUCCUCGUCCCUCCCCCCCUCCCCAUCCGCUCCCAUUUCUGGCCCUCUGACCAUACCUGUCCUUUCUCAGUAUGAGGGAGGAAGGAGACCCACAUGUCCCUGAAGAUAUGAGCUUUUGGGGCACAACAUCCCGCCUCGGGCACCUCACCGAACACCUCCUCCCUGGCCCCAUGCCUAAUCCCGGCAGACUUAGCAACAGGAAAAGCAAGGCCCCAGGAGAGGCACUCUACUAUAUAUACUCUUCUAUAUAUUCUAUUUCUAUUGUAUAUUCAAUCUGUACAUGUGGGUGUAAAUGCUGUUAAAUGACAAACCCAAUAUUAUACUGUGGCUGGUGGACUAUUUUCAUCCUCAGUGCUGUACAGAUCUAUUUUCAUUGUAUAUUUGAUAUAUUUUUAAUUUUGUAGCGUGUGGCUGGGCCAGGCCCCAGCCUGCCAGCCUGCAUCAGGGCGGCCGAGCUGGGCCGUCUGCUUGGUUCUCGCGGGCUGGGCAGUGCCGGUAGCCUCUUGCCGCGGGCCGGGCCGACCCGGCUGUGGCUCUGCUGGGUUAGACGGGAGGCCUGGAGCUUGGCGAGUGCGCGUGCGUGCGUGUAUGUGUGCGGUGCGUGCGCAUACGUGGGUGUGGGUGUGUGUAGGUGAUCCGUGACGCCCAGUGUCCGCCGCGUCCCUGAAGACCGCCCCGCCCCUCCCUGCCCCCUCCCUGCCUCCUCCCCUCAGCCCUGUCAGCCUCAGGCCAGGGUGCUGUGGGGAAAGGCAGGUGUUUCUUGCUGGUGACUCAUCGCCUUCUACCCCUGGGCUUGCCAGAAACGGGGAAGGAGGGGCGAGGGGGUGGGGGGCAGCCCCCAAAUUUAUCUUCUAGCUACCUUCUCGCUGUUCCCCCUGGAGUGACAAGCUCUUUAUUCUGAGGGAAAGCGCUGGGUUUCUUUAGACGGGGAGAUCCCAAGGGGGCGCCGCUGUCCCCUGUCUGUCCUUGAGACGUCCUGAGAGUGCUCAGAAAGGACCCGCUUCCCUUCCCCUGUGCUUCUGACACGCACUCCUCACGCCUCAGUGGGGGCUGGGAGCAGGCAAGGCCUGGGUGGGAGUCACGAAGGGGUGUGGCAUCUGACCAAGUAAGAUCCCGCCCCAGAUUUCCUGGAGGAGCAGGAGGGGCCCCCACAUCCCCGUACAGGGGCCACGUCCCUUACUGGCUUUGGUGCUGUUCACGCAGUGCCCGCAGGAGACAGCGGACUCAGGGCAGGGCGGGAGGAGGGGGGGGCCUGAAAGAGCCCCCCACCCCACCCCACCCCUUCCCUGCUCCUGCCUGUCUUCCAGCCCCGAUCACCAGCUUCUUGCUCAGGGAGCCCUCCGCGCUGAGGGGCAGGAAGCCCGAGUUGGGGAGGGGGGCGGGACAGGAGGGACAUACUGACAUACUAGUCGUUGUCAGCGAGGUGGGCUUGGCCCUCCAGCAAUGAACCUGAGGGGACGUCCUCGUUCCUAGUGCCAGGAGAAGCCUCCUGAGUUAGCAGCGGCCCCGCCCCCGUUGGGGGCCGCAAGCUGGGUGGUCCUGCCAGGCCCUCAGCAGGGGGUGGGAGCUGCCCUCCUGCCCUUCCUCACAGCUACGCCCCCUGCCCCCCCCCCCCCAGUACUCCCACCGUGGAAGAGAGAAGAGACAACAUGUUGGAACACACCUGACCCCUGCGUGAGCGUCGGCUAGGCCCUGAAACCGAGGGCCUGCUGCCCCUCACUGGAGCCUAGCGACUGCGGCUGGGGAAGGAGGGCCCACAGCAGCCAUGCCUUUUGGUUCUGGCAAAGUUCAGAACAAUUCAAGUCCAUGUGCCCCGUGACCGGCCAGCGCCCUGGGUCAAGACCGCUCAGCCCAGGGGAGGGGACGAGGCGUCGUCACCCCCAGACCCCCUCCUUCCUUUCUCCUCCCCCCAGCCAUGGUGUGCAAUAAAGUGUCUGUUCUUACCAAA